Hevea brasiliensis (rubber tree) is the source of this 1421-nucleotide messenger RNA. Its product is annotated as putative expansin-A17. The record is from RefSeq and is a predicted model, not a curated record. Lineage: Eukaryota; Viridiplantae; Streptophyta; Magnoliopsida; Malpighiales; Euphorbiaceae. Gene Ontology annotation, cellular component: extracellular region. Gene Ontology annotation, biological process: plant-type cell wall organization. The transcript is spliced from 3 exons. The coding region runs from base 430 to 1188 and encodes 252 amino acids.
UCUGAUCUAACUAAAAUUUUACCUAAAUCUAAUAGUUUGUCUUGUAAAAGUAACAUCAGCGAUGAGGAUGAUAAGGAAAUUCACUAGAGCUUCACCGACACUGUCAGAGUCUUUCAAGUCUGCAUUAAAAAGAGCUUUUUUUUUUUGAAAUAAAAUAUAUCAUAUAAAAAAGGAGUUUUUUUUUAAUGAAUUUUACAAUAUUUGACUUGAAAAUAUUUCAAUGAUUCAAGGAUUACGGACUUAGCAAAAAUAAUUGCAAUCAUAUUGAAUGAGAGUAUUUUAUUAGCAGACGAGACUUUAGCAGUUACUAUAAAUAGCUGAGGAUUCUGCCGUUUAUAUUCAUCAUCAAACUAGCAACUCUACAUGUUCUUGUAAAUUAUCUAAGAAAAAACACAGCUAGCCAUUUAUUUUUGAGAAGAAGAGUACAGAAUGGUACUGAUGCCUUUUGUCUUUCUAUUGCUGGGGCUUUUUUCCUCAAAAAUAUAUGCAGUAUCAGCAGUUUGGCUGCAAGCCCAUGCAACUUUCUAUGGUGGGAGUGACGCUUCUGGUACAAUGGGCGGUGCCUGUGGAUAUGGAAAUCUCUACAACGAUGGCUAUGGAAUCAAAACUGCUGCACUGAGCACAGCUUUGUUCAACGAUGGCAAGUCAUGUGGUGGGUGCUAUCAGAUUGUCUGCGACGCCGCCCAGGUACCUCAAUGGUGCCUUAAGGGCUCAUCCAUUACAAUUACUGCUACAAACUUCUGUCCACCAAAUUAUAAUCUCCCUAAUGAUAAUGGAGGGUGGUGCAACCCUCCACGACCACACUUCGACAUGUCUCAACCUGCCUUCGAGACUAUUGCCAAGUACAGGGCCGGAAUUGUACCUGUUUUUUACAGGAAAGUGAGAUGCAGGAGAAGUGGGGGCAUAAGAUUUACCAUCAAUGGAAAGAACUACUUUGAGCUUGUGCUUAUAUCAGAUGUAGGAGGAGCAGGAGAAAUCUCCAGCGUGUGGAUCAAAGGGUCUAAAUCCAACAAAUGGGAAGCCAUGUCAAGGAAUUGGGGUGCCAAUUGGCAGAGCCUAAGCUAUCUGAAUGGCCAGAGCUUGUCCUUUAGAGUCCAAGCCAGCGACGGAAGAACCCUCACUGCUCUUAACUUGGUACCUUCCAACUGGGUGUUUGGCCAGUCUUUCAAAAGCAAUGUUCAAUUCUAGAAUAUUUUGUUUCCCUUUUCAACCUGUCAAAUUUGUUUGUGUUUAACUGGUUAUUCAUGUUUUUAUCACCACCACUGUAUUGAUUGCUUGCAUUGGUUGUUGCUUAGCAUUGUGCAAUGAAGCCCUCCGAGAAUAUGAUAAUUAGUUACAUGUAAAGUGAAAAAAAAAGAGAGCCUCCUAAUAGUUAUUGCACCUAACCUUCCAAAAUCAAAUAUACCAAAACGAUUUCCCUA